UGUCCUUCCUCUCAGACUCCGGCCCGAAGCCAGAUAAGCACACCAAACGCGCUGCUUGGAACAAAGCCUGGGAGGAUCACCUGAAAACGUAUCACAAUUUCCAUAACCUCAAGGGAUACUAUGCCUCCCUUCCUCCAGCACUACGUGCCCUGGCCAACUCUCCCGACCUCAUCAUCCAGCUGGACAAGCAAAGCGACUAUACCAUCACACUCCAGCAGGACAUCCGAGGGUUUGCUCUGGAGAAGCUCGCCACAGAUAACUUUGCGGAAAAAUGGAAGGAAAUGGGGAAGAAGCGCCGUGAAGAGCUUGUUCUGGAGGCAUUCUACCAGGUUGCGUGCAUUGCGCAGGACAUAGAAGACCACAGGAAGUGGUGUCCGGAAAUGACUGUCAAUGAGAUGGCAAGGAACGAUGGGGACGGAUUCUUGGCGUUGGUGAGGCUGGUGAUCACCGAGGAUCCCUCUGUGCCACAGCAAAAGCCCAUUCAGUUCUCAAAUGUGCUGUUCGACAGACUUUAUAACGUCGAAAAUAUGGGCGACAUGGUGCAUGGCUUCCAGUCGAGCAGGUGCUACUACAUUUCCCUGUUCAUAUGGCGCAUUUUCCUUAUUUUCGACAACAAAACUGAACAGAACGUGCUUGUCAAGCCUUUGAGUGCCACCAAAGAAGAGAUGAAGGCCAUGAAGGCUGCCAACGUCGAGACCUUUGGGAAGGAGAAAGCCAAGGACGUGCAUAGGGCAGUUACCCAACGGGUGGCAGGGCAAGUUCCUGUGUGUUGGAAUUGUGGCUUGGACCAGUCGCGGCUUGGACCAGAGAAGAUCCUCCGCGCAUGUGUCCGAUGCAAAGGUAUUGGGAGGACUAUUUUGUACUGCUCUAAGGAAUGUCAGACGAACGAUUGGAAAAAUGGCCGUCCUCGCCCUCAUAAAUCGAUCUGUGGCCAAACACAUAUCGAGCGACAGCUGGAUGUACAACCUACAGCGAUAGACAACAGCGAGUCAGAGGACGGUCCUUGGAUUCCAGAACCAGAACCAGGAUAUGUGAGAUCGGCUACUCUGUUGUACCAGAUCAAGCUUCUAAAGGAGAAUCCAAACUGCGAAUAUGUGGUAACGAGACCAGCACCGCAUCCUGACAUCGGGGUGCAAUUUAGCCGCGCUCUCGGGAACAUGAUGUUCAUAAUUUCAAGAAAACGAGGAAUGCAAAACGGCGAUUCACAUUCUGUCCAUGUGAUGUACAAUUUUCUUUCGGAGAGCGCGAAGGGGCACGGCAUCCCUGCAUCAGACGUCCAGAAGCAAUUAGAGAAGGAGUAUGGUGUCAAGAUCGUUCCCAAAGAGAAACCGUCGAAGUAGG
Messenger RNA from Cyclocybe aegerita, 1341 nucleotides. The record is from the annotation of a GenBank genome assembly. NCBI's taxonomy places the organism in Eukaryota, Fungi, Basidiomycota, Agaricomycetes, Agaricales, Hemipholiotaceae.